Messenger RNA from Pseudomyrmex gracilis, 6324 nucleotides. It is a transcript of the gene if, whose product is annotated as integrin alpha-PS2. The transcript has 14 exons. The coding region runs from base 303 to 5279 and encodes 1658 amino acids. Gene Ontology annotation, biological process: cell adhesion mediated by integrin; cell-cell adhesion; integrin-mediated signaling pathway. Gene Ontology annotation, cellular component: integrin complex; external side of plasma membrane. Lineage: Eukaryota; Metazoa; Arthropoda; Insecta; Hymenoptera; Formicidae. Gene Ontology annotation, molecular function: integrin binding. The record is from RefSeq and is a predicted model, not a curated record.
CCCGUCAAGCAAACUUCUCCGGUUCUCUCUUUCCCUCUUCCUUCCUGCCGGCCCCGGUUAUUUUGCCUCUCGUGGGCCUCGUGGAAGACACAUGUCGUCAGCUGGUGCAGCUGCUACCGGCUAAACCCGCGAUCGCGCGCGCAUCAGCGUUAAUAUACGGAUCCGCGAUCGUUGAGUCCGAUACCGUCGAGUUGCGUGCGCGCUUCUCGAGUUUUGCGAUCGUUUCUCAUGUAUAAAAGUGACACAACACGGUGACAGAGUGUUCACGGUGCAUUCAGUGCUAUUUCGAUCCGGCCGGCAGGAUGUGGUUGACAAGACUUCUCUGGAGCCUCUUCGUCGGCAUUGUACUCUUCGCUUCGUCACCCUGGCACUUCGCCGAUGGCUUCAACGUCGAGACAAAACACUAUGCGGUCUAUCGUAAGGAGCAGAAGUCCAUGUUCGGUUUCGCGGUGUCGGCGUAUCGUGACAAAUAUUCUCACGGAUGGGCGAUUGUGGGCGCACCGGAAGCCGAAACGCAACAGAACGGGGUCUAUCGGGGAGGCGCAGUCUACAGAUGUGACAUCGCGGUUGAUGACAGGUGCACCGUGAUCAACUUCGACGAUAAAGGACACAAUCACGUCAACGAUCCGGCGGCGAUUACCGGCUUGAGUCAGAUCGACAACAAGACGUUGCAAUGGUUCGGAGCUACAGUAUCGGCGUCGAGCAAGGACGGAGGUCCGAUUCUGGCAUGCGCGCCACGAUACAUAUGGUUCUCCUUGUCAACGCCGAAGAAGAGCUCCGAUACCAGCGGAGGCAAGGAAUCGACGGUGGGAAACAGAAGAGAACCGGUGGGCACGUGCUGGGUCGUCGCCAAUAACUUCAACGAACCCCAGGAAUACUCCCCUUGUCGAACGAGGUACUGGGGAUAUCACAGGCAGGGUUCUUGUCAGGCUGGCAUAGGAGCCGCAAUAGCCAAGAAUGGUGAAAGAAUCUUCGUAGGAGCACCGGGCAGUUGGUACUGGCAAGGUCAGAUAUACUCGAUCGCCACCGCGAUGAGGUUGAAGUUCGUGGCGACGAUGUUAGUCACCGAAGCGGACGCAUCAGGACAAGCGUUUUCGCAGCCCUUGAACAACCGCUCGAGAAUAAUGUACACCAAAGAAGGUCCCGCGCAAGAGGACGAUAGUUACCUGGGUUAUUCCGUCACGACAGGAGAUUUUGUCGGUAAUGGAGACAGUGGUACUGCGGUCGGAGUUCCGCGCGGUUCCGAUCUUCUAGGCAAGGUCAUACUAUUCACGUCGGACAUGUCGAAUCCGCGAAACAUCACUGGCGAGCAAAUGGGAGCCUACUUCGGUUACGCCGUGGCCGCCGGUGACAUAGACGGAGAUGGGUUGGAUGACCUGGUGGUCGGUGCACCUAUGUAUACAGUUCCGGACAACCCGGAAAUGACCAUCGAGACCGGAAGAAUCUACGUUUUCUAUCAGAGCACCGGUGCGGAGAAGUUCCGCAAGUUCGAUACACGAGACGGCGAAAGCAAUAGCGGACGUUUCGGUUUGUCACUGGCCUCACUGGGGGACAUCGACCGUGACGGUUACGGCGACUUCGCCGUCGGCGCGCCCUACGGUGGCCCGAACGGUCGCGGCGUUGUCUACAUCUAUCACGGAUCCCGCCCCGGAGUGCUGGAAAAGUACUCUCAGGUGAUUCACGCGGAAGAUCUGGACACUCCGGUGCAAACUUUCGGGUUUUCCGUGGCCGGUGGCCUCGAUCUCGACGGCAAUUCUUAUCCGGAUCUGGUGGUGGGUGCGUACGAGUCGGGAGCAGCGAUGUUCUUCAGAUCACGACCGGUAAUCAAGAUGGACUCUUCCGUGACCUUCGACUCCGAAUCCAAGCUGAUCUCCCUGGACAACAGAAACUGCACGCUUUCGGACACCACCAGAGUCACGUGUCUUCCGCUCAGGGCUUGCUUCGGAUACACAGGAGAAGGUGUUCUUCCGAGGCACAAUUUUAAUAUACAGUAUGUGCUCGAUGUGAAGAAGACGAAGAAUCCGAGAAUGUUCUUCUUGGAACAGGAGGGCAGGAACAUGAUGAAUCACACGAUCACGGUUGAACGCGAUCGACAGUUCUGUCGCACAGUUCAAGUUUACGUGACUCCUAACAUACGCGACAAGUUAACGUCGUUGGACGCCGAGAUGCGUAUGAGUCUGGAGGAAGAUCGGAUUCCGGACAAUCGUCGCCGUGAUCCUAGAAUUCAACUGAAACCAGUUCUCGGCACGACGACCUCCAAAAAGGACACUCUCUCCAUCAGGAAGAACUGCGGUCCCGACAACGUCUGCAUACCCGACCUGCAGCUUAGCGUGAGAUCCAACGUCGGCAAAUACUUGUUGGGUUCCGGCAAGAGGCUCGAACUCGAAGUUUUGGUGCAGAACUCGGGUGAGGAUGCGUUCGAAGCUACGUACAAUUUGCAGUUACCGGACGGUAUCGAUUACAUCAAGAUCGAGCGUAUCGAAACUCUGGAGAUUCCCGUUCAUUGUUCCGCGCCCAAACAAUCGAACAACAACACUUUGCGCUGCGACAUCGGAAAUCCACUGCCGCAGAACAAACUGGUGAAGUUCAAAGUGUUGCUUCAGCCUGUGACGUCUCACGGGAUGAAGCCCAUUUAUGAAUUGGACAUGAAUGUCAACACCACGAAUCCGGAAAAUCCCAUAACUACUCGCGACAACAGCUAUCAUCUGUCGCUGCCGAUCUGGAUAGAGACCGAUUUGCGCGUUGACGGCGAGAGCAAACCUAAAGAUCUCUACUACAAUCCUGAAAACUACACUUCCGCGAAUAUUACGACGGAGCUUGAAUUUGGGCCAGCGGUGACGCACAAUUAUACAAUUCGCAAUCAAGGGCCGUCAGACAUCGUCGAGGCCGAGGCGUUUCUUAUUUGGCCCGCGCAGACGUUGUCCGGGAAAGAACUGUUGUACUUGCUGGAACAACCGGAGACUUCGGGUCCGAUUGCUUGCGAGCCUGCCAACGCUAAUUAUCUCAGUUUGAAGCUGGAUCAGCGGAGAAGAGUACAUCUAAAUUAUCCCGACUAUUCUGGUGUGAUCUUGGACGAGUCGCAAUCGGGAAGAACGAUCAACGUUCAAAGAGGCUUCGAGGUGGACCGCAACAAAAUAAAUCACAGAGAAGAGACCGAGAUCAACAGUGGCGACAGCUCGAAUAUCCAAAAGUCGAGACACUCCUCGUCUUCUUCCUCUUCUUCGUCUUCGUCGAGCACGGUCAGUGAGACCCGAAGAAUUCAAUUGAAUCCAGCUGGAGACAAGCCCGACGUACUCACCACAACGUACACGCACAACUCUUCCGGAACCAGCUCGGUCAGUAGUGGAGACCUGCACGGCAAUCGCGGAGUUGUUUUCAACUCAGAAUCCGGUGGCAGCUACGGUUCUACGACUUUGGGCGGAGGAUUCCGCGGUACAAAAGAGGAAUCCCUCGGUUCGAGAUUACCAAAUCCCGAAGAGCCCUACGCGACUCGCGUAAAUCAUUCUGUUAGGGUGGAAAAUCGUUGGGACAGCGGAGUGAAAGAUGGACGUACGAUUUCACCUACGGGAAGAUACGACUCGGUUCUGACUGAGAGCGAGAGGCAAUAUCAGCUGAGGCAGCAAGAGGAGGCUCGUCAGAGAAAGUUGGAAGAAGAAGCGCAACGUAAACGGGAAGAGGAGCAACGUAUUUUCAAUCUGCAACGUCUUCGGGAAGAAGAAGAGCGACGUCGACAGGAGGAAUGGCGUCGAGCAGAAGAGGAACGACGAAGAGAAGAAGAAGAAAGACGUAGAAUAGAAGAAGAAGAAAGACGAAGACAAGAGGAACGACGUUUGCAAGAAGAAAGGGAAUACAAAUAUAACGAGGAAAGACGCUACGGUGCAUCAGCAGGUAGUCGGACCACGGAAGAUGGUUUCAUUACAGGUGAUCGCGAGGAGACAGUUGGAGGAAUUGGUUUCCGUGUGCACAAUGUAACGUCUACUCAGGAACUCGAACGAUUCUUCGGCACGUUAUCGAAGAACGCGACUGAUUAUCAGAUAUACAAUAGACAAGGACACCAGUAUGUGCAGUUUAAAGCGAGAUUCAGAACGUCUGCCGAUAGAAAGGAAUACAUAGAAUUCCAAGACGGUUCUAUGUUCCCUCUUCAGGAUCAUUACGGCAGACAGAGCUACGUCUCGGAAUCGACCGAGCCUCGCGAUAGCAGAUUUCUCAGAAUAGAAGGUCGGUUACUGAUCGCUCCGGAUGGUAAAGGCUAUAUUGUGCUCAAGGACGGUCGAAGAUUUCCUCUUCAAGGUUCCUUUACGUAUACCGAAGAGAGAACGUACACUCUGCGCGUUCCAAAUGACAGUUAUCAGGAUGGCAAUGCUAACGGUCAGAGAACUUAUGGUCAUUCCUGGCAGGAGGAAUCAUCCAGUCGCGGUGUAACUUCAGACGGAAGUUACGAAAGGAGAUAUAAUACACGUACGCACGAAGAGAGACGAACAGAGGAGAGAACAAGCAGGACUUACGGAAGAGAUCGGCUUGAUGACGAUUAUCUAACCGAAGGACCGGAUCCCAAUCUUCUGAGUUCCAGAUACAGACGUGAGAGCGACAUGGUCGACAUCAAGGAAUUCAAGAAGGCGUUCCAGCAGAACCACAGACAUAGACGAGACCUCGAGACGGAAGGUGACCUAACGAACGAAGCUACGUUUCAGAAUGACGACUAUUAUGAAAACGAUCUCGAAUCGGGAGAGCCAGUAGAACGACGAGAUCUCGAGACAAAUAGCGACCAAUUAAUGACCGAAACUAAGAUUCAAAAUGACGACUAUUACGAAAACGAUCGCGAAUCGCAAGAGCCGGUAGGACCGUGCAGCGCCGCGAAAUGCGUGACGUUGCGAUGCGUGCUGGGUCCACUUAAGAAGGACCAGGAGGUCUGGAUAGGCGCGAGAUAUCGCAUAAACGCUAGAACUUUGAAGGAAGUCGCGUUCAACGAGAAGAUCAAGGUGUCGACCAAGUUAGUGGCGCGUGUCACGAAGCAACCGUUCAUCGGCACGCCCGCCGAGAAGGUCACUAAAGACAGCGAAGUUUUCACGAACGUCGCGCCGAGCGCGCCGCCUUCCGCACCGGAUAUUAUUCCACUCUGGGUAGUGGUUCUGUCGGCUUGCGCGGGAAUGAUAAUUCUACUGCUGCUCAUCUAUCUUCUUCAUAAAUGCGGUUUCUUCAAGAGGAACAGGCCUACUGACGCUCCGGAGAGACAACCGCUGAACCGAAACGGUCAUUUCCAACAAGACGAGAAUCAUUGAGUGGCUUCCAUCUUCGUUCUUGUUUUGUUGAAGCUUACUCUGGCAAUAUCGCGGGGCGAAUCGCGUCACCGAGUUGAAGAUCCUCGGCUACGCGGCACCACGAAAAGUGCCUUCGAAUGAUUGAGAGAACGUACAUUGCGUGGACAUUCGCUUCAUGUAAUCGUGCGGACGCGGUCUCGACUUCUCUCUCGAAUAAUAUCUCAGUAACAGUUCGACAGUGCCUUAAUCUUCUGCGUCCGGACGAGACGAGCAUUUUGCUGGGAUUGCAUAGAAACGUUCGUUUCACUCGUAAUACUGCCACUAAAUAACGAAUACUCUUUCCAGCUCCUGCAGCUCGACCACGCAAGUUUCUAGUCAGGAGACGUUCUUCUUCUUUUUUUUUUUUUUUUUAUUACCUGUAAUUACUUAAGAGCCGCGCGUAUAGUCGGCAGAUACGAGCAAUUAUUUUGACAAUUGACGAAAUCUCGUAUCUCUGUACAUAUAAAUAUGUAUAUGUUACUUUUUGUUGUCUACGAUAUUAUUUACGUAUGAGAUCUGCGGUAAAGCGCAUUAAUGAGUAUCUCGUCGCUUCCGUUGUCUUUUUACAGUAGAAAAUAAAAUUUCUAAUUACGUAUUUUUCUAUUCGCGUUUGAUCAGCGUGAUCUCUGAAACGAGAUUAUAUCAUUCUGUCUGAGAUUAUUCGGUGUCUCGAAAACAUCACCGAGAAAUUGUCUCUCGAUUUUUCUUAAAGUAGCAACUACGAAAGUGCACGAGACUUUUUUCGAUUAUUUAUUAAAAAAAAAAAUUUUCUAUAUGUUAUAUAAUACAUAACGCGUACAAGCUUGAGCGCCGUAACAAUUGCGUGAUUUACACGCGCGCAACGUAUAAAUGUGUGUACAAUCUGUAAAUUAUUAAUUUUACUAAAACUGUAUCCAUACAAAACAUUGGUUUAAUGUAAUGAUAUUCAACUGAAAAAACAGUAGAUAGAAACAAGAGAUUAGAACUGAUUUGUGUACAUACAGCAUUAAGAGAAUAUUAAAAAAAUAUAUGUAAUAAUUAUAUAAUA